AGUCGUGGAGGAGUCCACGGAUCUCGUCCCCUUAGUGGCCCGAUUCUGCUUUAUACUGGGGUGGGAGCGAGAGGGAGGCUGAGUUUGCGCGCUCCCGUGCGUGCCUGUCCGCUGCCCCUUCCCGCUGGCACUCUGGGUACGGGGUCUGCCUGGGACUCACGCUCUGCGCCGGUAUGCUGUCCCGGGCCCCAGAGCCAGUCCCCGCACCGACUUGAGGCCCGUGCCAGGCCACGGGGGCUUGGUGGCGCUGGAGCAGCCCUCCUCCCGGGCUGGCAAAGCACACAGGCUGAGUGCUGAGGAGAGGGACCAGCUGCUGCCAAACCUGAGGGCUGUGGGGUGGAAUGAGCUGGAAGGCCGCGAUGCCAUCUUCAAGCAGUUUCAUUUCAAAGACUUCAACAGGGCCUUUGGGUUCAUGACAAGAGUGGCCCUGCAGGCUGAGAAACUGGACCACCAUCCUGAAUGGUUUAACGUGUACAACAAGGUCCACAUCACACUGAGCACCCAUGAGUGUGCCGGCCUUUCAGAACGGGACAUAAACCUGGCCAGCUUCAUCGAACAAGUAGCAGUGUCCAUGACAUAGACCCUGCCCUUCCUCUUUGAAUUCUUCCAGGGGAAGGGGUGACUGAACUGGGAAUCCAGGGAGGGAGCUGAGGAGCCCUUACUCUCCCACCACUCCCCUCCCAAGACCCAGCCGCCGCCGUUGAGGGGUGAGUCCUUGCUGUGGGAUGUGCCAGUGUCCCCACCAACACCAGGAAUUUAGACCUUUUCCCUGCACCACUCUCUUCAUCCUGGGGGCUCUGUUACACUAAUUUGAAUAAACUCUCCCCUUUCUUUGCAACUUCCCAGCAACAAUAAUGAUUUUCUUGCCAGGCCGUGUCUUGCUCCCUAAUUCAUUUCCCAGGAAGCUGUGAUACAGGGUGAAAUAAAGUCUUGUCUUAGAAACCAGGACCCUAAACCCCACACUAUGUAAUAGAAACACAUGUGCUUUUAUGUCUCAAAUAAAACUAUUAUAUCACUUGG
Molecule: messenger RNA, 1020 nt
Organism: Pan troglodytes (chimpanzee)
Lineage: Eukaryota; Metazoa; Chordata; Mammalia; Primates; Hominidae
Gene: PCBD1
Product: pterin-4 alpha-carbinolamine dehydratase 1
Exons: 4
Coding region: 413-580 (55 amino acids)
Biological process (GO): tetrahydrobiopterin biosynthetic process
Molecular function (GO): 4-alpha-hydroxytetrahydrobiopterin dehydratase activity
Source: RefSeq, a predicted model, not a curated record